Molecule: messenger RNA, 1962 nt
Organism: Effrenium voratum
Lineage: Eukaryota; Dinophyceae; Suessiales; Symbiodiniaceae
Source: the annotation of a GenBank genome assembly
AUGGCGGGUUAUGGCUUCGAGCUGACCAUCAGCGGCCUGGACGGGUCGGAGCUGCGCGUCAGCUGCCGGGAGGAGAUGCUGGGCCGCGAGCUGCUGCGGCAGGUGAGGUGCCAGCUGCCGCCGAAGCGCUGUUCUUCGAUUUGCCUCGUCUGUAACGACGUGAAGGUCUUGCCCGGCGAGACUUUGCGGAAGCAAGGCGUGCGGGCAUCUUCGCAGUGCACUUACAGCUACGCUCGGGUUAACCUGCCCAAAGCAUGGCAUGUGCUGCAAGGACAAGAGAUGGAAGCGGAGUCCAUGGAAGGGGUCACAAAGCUUUCGUUGGGGCCAGGCACCUAUGAGCACCUCUACGGAUUGACUCUGCCAAGCAGCUUGCUCAGCCUCACUUUCGGCAUCGGUUUCAACCAGCCUUUGAAAGCAGCAGCUUUGCCAGAGAGACUUCAAAGCCUGACUUUCGGUGAGGAAUUCAACCAACCUUUGCAGGACGUGACACUGCCAAGCAGCUUGGAAAGCCUUACUUUCGGCGCGCAAUUCAACCAACCGUUGCAGGACGUGACGCUGCCAAGCAGCCUUCAAACUCUGGCUUUCGGCGAGUGUUUCAACCAACCCUUGCAGGGAGUGACCCUGCCGAGCAGUCUGCGGAGCUUGGCUUUCGGUCUAGAGUUCAACCAAAGCUUGGAAGGAGUGGCGCUGCCUGGUAAUCUGCAGAGCCUGGCAUUCCCGAGCAACGAGCCGAUACCCCUUGACGAAGAUGGCACGGACUUCAACCAGAGUUUGGAGCGGGUGUCUCUCCCGAACAGUCUCGAGAGCCUUACUCUUGGACGCAGCUUCAACCAACCCUUGCAGGGAGUGAUGUUUCCCAGCAGCUUGCAAAGCCUGACUUUCGAUUCCAAGUUUGACCAACCCUUGCAGGGAGUGACUCUGCCCAGUGGUUUGCAGAGCCUGACGUUUGGAGACCUCUUCAACCAGAGUUUGAAGGGAGUGACGCUGCCAAGCAGCUUGCAGAGCCUCAUUUUCGGCUAUGCUUACAACCAAAGCAUACAGGAAGUGAGCUUGCCAAGUGGUUUGCAAAGCCUCAUUUUUGACCGUAAUUUCCAUCAGCCCUUAAAGGGAGUAAGUCUGCCAGGCGGGCUUCAGAACUUGACCCUAGGCGGUCGCUUUAACGACUGCUUGGAGGGAGUAGAGCUUCCAAGCAGCUUGAGGGACUUGACGUUGGGCCGUGGCGAGGCGCAAAGCUUGUCAGGCAUUACACUGCCGAGCAGCUUGCUGAGCCUGAUGCUUGGCAGUAAGGCUUACUCAGGAUUGCAAGAUGUGAUUCUGCCCAACAGUCUGCAAAGCCUGACUUUCGGCUGGGGAUUCAACCAAAGUUUGCAAGGCGUAGUUUUGCCUGCCAGCCUGCAAAGCUUGAAGUUUGGCCCGAACUUCAACCAGAGUUUGCAAGGAGUGAUGCUGCCAAGCGGCUUGGAGAGCUUGACAUUCGGCUAUCACUACAACCAGAGCUUGGAGGGAGUGAAUCUGCCAAGUAGCCUGGUCACCUUGAUCUUCGACUUUCAAUUCAACCAAAGCUUGCAGGGAGUGAUCCUGCCAAGCAGUUUGCAGCGCCUGUCUUUUGGCUGUGCGUUCAACCAAGCCAUUGAGGGAGUGACGCUGCCUGGCGGUUUGCAGAGUCUCGCUUUUGAAGAUGAGUUCAACCAACCCUUGGAGGGAGUGACCCUGCCGAGCAGCCUGCAGAGCCUAGCUCUUGGGCUAGAGUUCAACCAAAGCUUAGAGGGAGUGACCCUGCCUAGCAAUCUGAAGAGUCUUGCCUUUGGUGACGAGUUUCGCCAUAGCUUGGAAGCAGUGAAGCUGCCAAGCAGCUUGCAGAGCCUGACUUUGGGCGAGGAGUUUGACCAUAGCUUAAAGGCAUUGAGCCUGCCGAGCCUGGAGAGUUUGAGCGCCAGAGGUUCCACCAUUGAAUGUGCAUGA